This is a messenger RNA of Staurois parvus, 228 nucleotides long. The record is from the annotation of a GenBank genome assembly. NCBI's taxonomy places the organism in Eukaryota, Metazoa, Chordata, Amphibia, Anura, Ranidae.
CCACCCCCAUCAUUGGUGUCAGUUCAAGGAAUAGCUCCCCCAUCAUUGGUAUCAGUGGCAGGAAUUGCGCCCCAUAAUUGGUGUCAGUGGGAGGAAAUAGCGCCCCAUCAUUGGUAUCAGUGGCAGGAAUUGCGCCCCAUCAUUGGUGUCAGUGGGAGGAAUUGCGCCCCAUCAUUUGGUGUCAGUGGGAGGAAUUGCGCCCCAUCAUUGGUAUCAGUGGGGAGAAUA